AUGGAAAGAACUAAUGACAAUGAGAAAAAUUACGCUCUUGAUGGAAAUAAAACUAUAGGUGAUGAAUAUGAAGUGUUCGAUUUUCAAAAAUUUGUUGAGAUUGGAGAUGCAAAUGGAAUGUACGAUCUUGGUUAUC
Molecule: messenger RNA, 136 nt
Organism: Racocetra persica
Lineage: Eukaryota; Fungi; Glomeromycota; Glomeromycetes; Diversisporales; Gigasporaceae
Source: the annotation of a GenBank genome assembly